AUGAUCGAAGUGAUUGACUUCUAUGGAACCUUGGGAUCAACAGAGAUUCCGGGAGUACCCAAGCUUGACCCUAGACGAUUGGUGGAUGGGGAUAGAGCGGUCGAGAUCUACAAGCCCUUACCAACAACAUCACUUGGCCAUGAGUUUGAGUUCCGCUCCAAGGUGAUUGGGGUGUAUGACAAAGGAAACUCAGGAACUGUAGUCCGGUCCGAAGACUGCUUGAUAGAUGCUAAAUCUGGGGAGCAGUAUGCAAAGAUUAUCGGCAGUUUGUUUUACGUUGGACAAGGAAACUGGGGUGGACCAAGAGGGCCAAGGUCUAACAAAAAGGCUGUGCCUGAUCGACAUGCCGAUCUGACUUUUGAGGUGGAAAUUGGACAAGAAAGCUCCCACUUGUAUAGGUAA
Molecule: messenger RNA, 402 nt
Organism: Clonostachys solani
Lineage: Eukaryota; Fungi; Ascomycota; Sordariomycetes; Hypocreales; Bionectriaceae
Source: the annotation of a GenBank genome assembly